AUGGCCGCCCAGGACUUGAUCCAGGACGACAGCGAUGUGGGCAUUCACGUGGAGGCAAACGUCACGACCGUAGACUCCCCGCAGCAUCUGGCCAACGGCAUAUCUGACGCGAACGCCAACACCGUCAAACCGGAGGAAAACGAAGAAGAAGAAAGUAGUAUUUGCCGUUAUUUAAAAGAGAAACGUUUGAUCCAAACUUUGAGCAAAGGACUCAAACGCCACUGCGAUUACGUCAAAAUCUCGUUACCGGAAGACCCAGCAAAAUUUUUACCGACAGAGUGGUGGAAGACAGGCGUGGCUUUCUUAUACGCCGUCUUCAACCUGUUUUUCACGACGGUGGUGAUUACGGUGGUUCACGAAAGGGUCCCAGACAAGUCUGUGAGUCCCCCUCUGCCCGAUAAGUUCUUUGAUUACAUCGACCGCGUGCCGUGGGCCUUCACCGUGACCGAGGUGAACGGGCUCAUCCUGGUCGGGCUGUGGAUGCUGCAGUGGCUCGCCCUCAAACACAAAGCGAUUGUGGGACGGCGCUGCUUCUUCCUCAUAGGUACUUUGUACAUGUACCGCUGUAUCACCAUGUACAUCACCACUCUGCCGGUGCCGGGGAAACACAUGGUCUGCGCCCCAAAGCUUUAUAAUGAUUCCACGGGGAAGAUCUGGAGAAUUCUGCGCCUCAUCUCUGGAGGAGGUUUGUCCCUGACAGGGUCUCAUCUGAUGUGUGGAGACUUCCUAUACAGCGGACACACAGUCAUGCUGACGCUGUCCUACCUCUUCAUCAAAGAGUACUCUCCCCGCUGGAUGUGGUGGUAUCACUGGGGCUGCUGGAUCCUCAGUGCCUCUGGAGUGAUCUGUAUCCUGAUGGGACACGAACACUACAGCAUCGACGUGGUCAUCGCCUACUUCGCCACCACACGCCUCUUCUGGACCUACCACACUAUGGCCAACACACACUCGCUGCGUCGGGCUCCAAACAACCUGCUGUCCAGAGCGUGGUGGAAUCCAGUCUUCAACUUCCUGGAGAGAAAUGUGCAGACGGUUGUUCCCAUAGAGUUCUCAUGGCCCAUAAAGCUGCCUUCGUCCUGCCGGCAGAGAUACAAGAUGGUGGAGGGAGGACGGGACGACUGA
Messenger RNA from Knipowitschia caucasica, 1122 nucleotides. NCBI's taxonomy places the organism in Eukaryota, Metazoa, Chordata, Actinopteri, Gobiiformes, Gobiidae. The record is from the annotation of a GenBank genome assembly.